This is a messenger RNA of Cladocopium goreaui, 844 nucleotides long. Lineage: Eukaryota; Dinophyceae; Suessiales; Symbiodiniaceae. The record is from the annotation of a GenBank genome assembly.
UUGCUUGACCCUUUCCCCCCUCCGCUUGCGGAAUUGCCGCCAUGUGCCGCCGGGAUGCUGUCAGCAUUUUGCUGCCGCUGGUGCUGUUACUGGGUGACCAAGGUGUGAAGUCCAUGGAGAUGUUGGGCCGGGAAAACCAUUUGACGGUUCCCUGUGCUGGAUUCGACAAAAUCUUCGAAGGAACGAAAAUGUGCUUCGAACAGAGACAUAAGCACCUCUCCGGGGCGCUGGGCGCUCUGGUGCCACAACCGAUGGACCCUGGUGUGGUGCGCGUGAUUUUGGACUUCGUGCCGCAGGAACUGGCAGAACUCCUGCAGAAGGACUUUGAAAUGAUGGGCUUCCUGACCUUUCGAAUCGUUGCCGCGCGACUGCACGAGAGGGGCAUCGAGUAUACCCAAAGCACCAAGGACCUUGGUUCGGACCUCAAGGAGGUGACCCUGAGCUUUUCGGAAGAACAGGAGGACGCACUGCGCCUCUAUGGCCUGGCUGGCGGCCUCAGGCCAAUCAAAUCUUCCCCUUGGGACAGAGAUGAUUUCCCCAUGGCCUCCAAAGACUCUGCCCCGGUCUUCAUCCUGGCCGUCGUGGUGACCGUGACCUUCUCCAUGCGCCAGCGGUUUGCGGACCUGAUGGGUUUCCAAGUGGACCCCACAGUGAACCCCCUGGACCCCUUGGGGCUGCUCGACAACAUGGAGCUGCUGCCGGUGUGAGACGAGCCCAACAAAAAACCCGCGGAUACGGAGCAGAGGUCCAAAGCUGGCCAUGGCGAAACUGCGAAACUGCGCUGGGUUUCCGAACGAUGUAACGUGACGUUUUAAGAUCAGAAAUGGGUCCUAUUAGAUCCGAC